Messenger RNA from Drosophila serrata, 1430 nucleotides. It is a transcript of the gene pck, whose product is annotated as Claudin superfamily protein pickel. The record is from RefSeq and is a predicted model, not a curated record. Gene Ontology annotation, cellular component: membrane; septate junction. Gene Ontology annotation, biological process: regulation of tube size, open tracheal system; septate junction assembly. NCBI's taxonomy places the organism in Eukaryota, Metazoa, Arthropoda, Insecta, Diptera, Drosophilidae.
UCUCUAGAUUGGGUGUGUUGCGAGGCUGCAUUUGUUUACGCUGCGCUAAUCGCCUAAGAAAAGUGUUUUUUCCAUUGCUCCAAUUGCGCGAUCAGACUUUCUAAGCCACCAAGCAGCCGCGAGUUAUCCCCAAACCACACACACACCAUCAUGCGCGAACUGAACAAGCAGCAGUCGCAGGAUACCACCGAUGCGGGCGUCGAGAAGGGCGACUAUCCGCGGGCCACCAAUGGUGUGGUCUUCGGUGCCAUCGUCACCUUCGCCAGCUUCUUUGUGCUGAUGAUGUCGUUCUGCUCGCCCUAUUGGAUCGAGUCUUACGAGGAGACGCGCAGCAGCUUCAAGAACAUGGGGCUGUGGCAGUAUUGCUUCAAGGAUUUCGUUUAUCCCAAGUACCAGUUCCCCAAGCAAUUCACCGGCUGCCACAAUGUCUUCUCGCACGACUACUAUGUCAUCCGUGAGUACCUACUGCCCGGCUGGCUUAUGGCCGUCCAGGGCUUUGUCACCAUGUCGUUCAUCAUUGUGUUCCUUGUGCUGUCGCUGCUCUCGCUGACCAUCAUCCGUCUGCCGCUAAAGCCCGUGCUGCAGUACGAGUGGCUGCUCGUUCGCCUCUCCUACAUCGGAACAGCAGUCUCCUCUCUGUUCAUGUUUUUGGCCGUGUGCAUCUUUGGCGGCUGUGCCUAUCGUCGUGACUGGCUCAUGUAUCCCAAGUUCAAUGUCCUAGGCUGGUCCUAUGCCCUCGCCGUCGUGACCUUCAUGCUGCUCGGCCUGGCCGCCUUGAUUCUGCAGCGUGAGGCCCGUCAGGCCUUUGAGGCGCGCGGCGAGCAAAAGAACCUGGUCAUGCAAAUGGAAAUGCAGGAGCCGGGCUAUCAGCCGCCGCGUCAUCACCACAGCCAGUCGCGCAGCCUGCAGGGCUACAUAUAGGAACUGGCAGCCGUCGCUAGCUGCUUCACGGCAUUCCAUACGUAGCCUAAGUCUGCCCCAAAAAGCAAUCUCCGCCCAUAAAGUGCCUUUUCUACCAGUCGCUUACCAUCAAUAUUACAUACAAUAUUUCCAUUUACACUUGAAGAAACUACGUGCGUGUAUGUAGCGAAAAGAGCUCACAACCGAUCCGUCCAAGGUAUGGCUUUACCUUUCUUUUUAUAUUUCGAUACUGAAACUGAACGAAUCUAUUUUAAAUUAAGACAAAUUAUAUCAGAUUUAUACACGAAAAUAUCAUAUUAUUAAGAUAAAUCCUGGGCUUUUCCUGGAUUCACCCAAUCAUUCUUUUAUAUAUUUCGAAACUCAAGGUUUUAUGUUUUACCUAGGCUCAAAAGAAUAACAAAAAUCAAACAUAAUACAAACACAAUUGCAAUCUUUGAUAUCAAAUUUGUACACAAUUACGAUAUAUGAUAAAUAUUAAACUGAACUGCGCUUUGCGGUCGAAAAUGUAA